GCCCCCCGGGACUCCGGGGCUGUGAUGAGCCCCUGCAGGCGGGCCCGGCGACACACGUCCAGAGGGGCCAUGGCAGUCCUGGCGUGGAAGUUCCCGCGGACCCGGCUACCAGUGGGAGCCAGUGCCCUUUGCGUCGUGGUCCUCUGUUGGCUCUACAUCUUCCCGGUCUACCGGCUACCCAACGAGAAGGAGAUCGUGCAAGGGGUGCUGCAACAGGGCACGGCGUGGAGAAGGAACCAGACGGCGGCGAGAGUCUUCAGGAAACAGAUGGAAGACUGCUGUGACCCCGCCCAUCUCUUUGCUAUGACUAAAAUGAAUUCCCCCAUGGGGAAGAGCAUGUGGUAUGACGGGGAGUUUUUAUACUCAUUCACCAUUGACAAUUCAACUUAUUCUCUCUUCCCCCAGGCAACCCCAUUCCAGCUGCCCUUGAAGAAAUGCGCGGUGGUGGGAAAUGGUGGGAUUCUGAAGAAGAGUGGCUGUGGCCGUCAAAUAGAUGAAGCAAAUUUUGUCAUGCGAUGCAAUCUUCCUCCUUUGUCAAGUGAAUACACUAAAGAUGUUGGAUCCAAAAGUCAUUUAGUGACCGCUAACCCCAGCAUAAUUCGGCAAAGGUUUCAGAAUCUGCUGUGGUCCAGGAAGACUUUUGUGGACAACAUGAAGAUCUAUAACCACAGUUACAUCUACAUGCCUGCCUUCUCUAUGAAGACGGGAACAGAGCCAUCUCUCCGGGUUUAUUACACACUGUCAGAUGUUGGUGCCAAUCAAACAGUGCUCUUUGCCAACCCCAACUUUCUGCGUAGCAUUGGAAAGUUCUGGAAAAGUAGGGGAAUCCAUGCCAAGCGCCUGUCCACAGGACUCUUUCUGGUGAGUGCGGCUCUGGGCCUCUGUGAAGAGGUCGCUAUCUAUGGUUUCUGGCCCUUCUCUGUGAAUAUGCAUGAGCAGCCCAUCAGCCACCACUAUUACGAUAACGUCUUGCCCUUCUCUGGCUUCCAUGCCAUGCCAGAGGAAUUUCUCCAGCUCUGGUAUCUUCAUAAAAUCGGUGCACUGAGAAUGCAGCUAGACCCAUGUGAAGACACUUCACUGCAGCCCACUUCCUAGGGACCAUGGAAAAAAGAAAGAACUGAGACAGGGUAUUUUUGUUAGGUUUUCUACAUGACUCCAAAAGGUCAAGUCAUUCCAUGGAUUCACAUGGGCCACUUGGAAAAAUAAGACAAAACAACUAUAAAAACCCAAGAGAAACUUUACUUUGGAUGUUGUCUUGGAGGACAAAUAAGAAAUGAAACAUCCUGUGAAAUAUUUUGUAGCACAUUGUGGAUUUUCAACCAGUAACAUGCUGAUGAGGUGAUGUUGGUGAAGCACAUUUUGGUGGUUCAAAUCUAGAAGAUGCAGUUCACAAGACAGAGCUCUAAUUGCUGCAGUUGAGGAAUUAAUCAAGGGAGAAUAAAGGAAAUGCCAGGCAAAGUGUUACUGAUUAUCAACACAAUCUGGCUUUAGGGGAAACAAACAAACAAUCAAACCUAUCUUAUAUCUUAGAAGUAUAGGUUUUUAAAUAAUGAUUAUUUAUUUUUGCCCUAUUUAGGGGCAGUGAGUGGGUGAUGAGGUAGAUUUAAAAAAAUCCCUUACUGAGUAAUAAAGAUAUAAAACACUACAGCUAAUUAUUGUGAUUUGUUGAACCAAGUCUAUGUUAACUCUAGUCUCCUUCCAUUUAAAAAAUGUUAAGAAUUGCUUCCUCCCCUUCUGUCAAGUCUACUUAGACAAUGUGAAACAUUGUUGAAUUUAGACUGUGUUGAUUCAUACUCUGGAUAACAUGAGCCACUUUCCCUCCUCAGAAUUGAGGGCAUAAACUCAAUUUUAGGUCUGCACUAUUUAAUGCUGUUUGUAUUAUUAUGUUAUUUUAGUGCAAAAGGACUACAAAUGUGAGUGCAUUAUUUAUUUGCAAAUUGGCAUAAUUGUCUUCAUAAUUUAAUACUCAGAUAAAGUAAAGCACAAUGAUGUAAAGUUUAGUCACAAAACAGACUGGAAGGCACAUCCCUUUUCUGUCUACCAUGGUAUACUCACUCCAGGAUACAUGCACACAAAUAAAACGUAUAUAUUCAUGUACACACAUACUCACACAUACACACAAUUAAACAAAACUCAUUCCCACACAACUCCGAAAGCUGUACCCGCAUGACCGAGUCUGGAAAAAUCUGUCAUCAUUGUUGAAAAGCUACAGUUGAAUUAUCCACUACCCAAUACUCACUACCCCUUGACAUAGGACAAGCCAGCUCACCUGUUGUUGCACAUAAAGCUCACAGCAGCGUGACCCCCACAUGCUUACCCCAAAUGAAUGGAAUUGUUUUGCUCAUUCUGACUCUCCCUAACAUUUCAAUGGACCCUGUGUUGAGCAUGGUCACAUACAUGUGGUUCAUACAAGUAAAGGGAUGUGAAUUCACAGAUGUGGAUUUCCUUGGUAGUAGUAGGUAAGGCCACUUAGAAAGCUUUUAUAUAAGCUUCGACAAACUGCAAACAAACUCCCCUGACAGAUUAUAAACAGUUAAGUGUGUUUAUGUGUGCAAGGAAGGUAAAGGAAACCUUUCACUGUCUUUGUUCUUUGGAAUGCCUUAAUCUAAAAGGAGACACUAGAAAUCACUAUUUUUAUUCGUUUAAAUGUCACCAAAAUGUAGGAAAACUAUGCCAAAAAGUUCUGCUCAUUUUUAAUGGUAGAAACUUAGUCUACCAUAUCAAUUAAAACAGGUGGCAGUUUUUGGUGGGUUCAUUUAAAAGCAUUGAGACAACAGAGCCCUUGGAAAAAUUCUGUAUCACCACCAGAAUAAGCAAUUUCUAAGUAAGACUAAAUUUUGAGGUUCUUAUAGAAAUCAGCAGUUUAAAAAUGACUGGUUGACAUGACACAUAUUAUACAGAUGCUUGGAGAGUUAAGAAUUUGAGAAUACUGAUUCCGUACAGGACUGAUUUGUUAUUUUGAUCUAUAUGGCAGCAAAAACGUGAUGAGAAUGUACUAGGAGUGAACUCUGUUGAAUACAGGAUAGAUAUGAAACCCUAAACCUAUUUCCUUUUUAAAGCCAUUGUUAUUACUUAAUAAUUACCAUAAAAAGGAAUCUAUUUUUACCUAUACACUUCAUCAAAAAUGUAAAAGUGCUAAUGAAGAACCUGUGUCCUGCAAAUUAGCAUUUUAACUGAUGAAGUUGUUAAAAUGUAACUAAAGAGCUCCAUCAAGCCCAUGCAUCCCAGUUCCACUGAAGCUGCCCUUUGGAAAUUGAACAUCUUGUUAUGAUUUCUGGGAUAGAUUUACACAAUGAAUUGUGCAAUUUUCAGACUAUAAAUUUGUGGCUUCCGAAAGGCAGAACAGAAAUCGCCCAAGAUGAUAAUGUUGAAUUAGACCAGUACUUCUCAGCUGGGGUGGUUCCCCUUCCCUAUCCGGUGACAUUCGGCAGUGUGUAGAGACAUUUUUGAUUUUUGUGAUUUGGAGAAUGCUCCUGGCGUUUAGGGGACAGAGGCUAGGGAUCCCACUAAACACCCUACACUGGAGAGGUCAGCCGCUCACAGGGAAGGAAUAUUUAAUUAAUAUUAAAAUAUUAAUAGAGUCAAGGUUGAUAAACCCUGGAUUAGACCAAAAGAAUGCUUUGAUUCCUCCAAAUUGUCUUCACUUAGGGACACCUAUACAUGCUCACAUCAUUUGGAAUAUGACUACAGUUGAAUGAGAAUGGUUUCUUAGAGUAGAUUACAGAUGGCAUUAUUUUAUAUUGACUCAAAGAUAUGCCAUACAUAUUCCUUUUUCAUGGUUAGAUAGAGGUAUCUAAACUAGGAGUGUGACUAUCCUUGUGUGUGUAUGUGUGUGUGUGUGUACGCACAUGUGUGUUGUAGCAUAAAGUCAUACAUAUCUAUCCUUAUUGAAAUAUAUGUUUUCUAAGUGACACUCUCUCCAGAAUUAUCUUGCAGAAGAGACUGGAAUACUCUGUUACUGUUAAUUAUUUGAACUCAAAGCACCUGUUAUUUUAUUCUCUUUAUCUGGAAUGGGGCCUCAUACUUUGCCAAAUUUGGUCAAUGACAUGUUAAUACUAAUGAUCCAUAAGAUUAGCUCAGAAGAUAUUCAGGUGAUGCUAGACAUACUCAGUAAGAAAAUUUUUCAUUGUCUUCAAUGCAUCUGCCAAGAAAGUGUGUCAACCUCUAAUAUCGGUCUAAUUUUGAAAUUGCUUUUUAUUGGCAAAAAUUAGUUUUCUCCCUGGGGACAAAAGAGGGAGUGACGAAACUGGCAUGGGUACCUGACUUGAUUUUUACCUUUUAUCAGCUCCCUCAGUCCCAGUUUGAGAAUUGCUUUGACGCUCAGGACCAUAAGUAAGGGUGACCUCUGUUUAAUUUAGUUACAUUAGAGUAAAAUUAAUAUAGGUGAAGGAUUAGGUCAUUCUCUAAGACAGAAAAGUGAUUUUUUGUAUGAAAGAUUUUUGUAUGGAAGAGAACAAUGGAUACAUAUACUUUAAGUAGAGUAUUUGAUCAACAGUUUAUAUAAACAUCUAAACUGCAACCAAGACAUGAAGUUAAAGAGGGCCCAUGGGAUUUUGUUUCUAUAUAGUUCACUUCUAAUUUAAAAAGGUAAAUAUUCCAAAAUGAUACAAAGGACCCCAAAUGAUAGAUACCCAGACAACACCUGUUUGGUUUUGUGAUGCCUGAUGCCCUUGGCUACAAGACUAAUUUUAGGUUAUACGUAACUUGUACCUGAAGCAGUGGGCAACAUAACUUCACAAUCUAUGUGGAAAACAAUGGAAGAAAUCCCAGGAUUCUGAAUUUGACAAAUAUAUUCUUAAAUUAUUCAGAAGCUUUACAGAAGUGUUAGAGAUGAUUCUGAAAUAGAAAAAAAUAUCAAGAACAUUUCUCUGGUCAGCAACUGUCACAGUUUUUAUAAUGUAUUAUAUACAGCUUUCUAUUUCUUUGAAAAAUAAGACUCCAUAAUUUUAAUUUUUAUGUUUAAAAAUAGUGGCUUUGUGAAAUUUUUAAUGGACAAAUCCUUGUUAGGAAGGACCUAAUACAUAAAAAACAGCACAGUCCACCAAAAACUUUAGGGAAUUCUGAUUGUGUUGUACAAAAAUGUUCCCACCAGAACCAGGUAAUAGUUUCUGCUCCCUUUAUAGAGUCCCAGGGAUCAAGAGCUGUAAAGACUUUUGUGAGAAC
Mustela erminea (ermine) is the source of this 5163-nucleotide messenger RNA. It is a transcript of the gene ST8SIA1, whose product is annotated as ST8 alpha-N-acetyl-neuraminide alpha-2,8-sialyltransferase 1. Gene Ontology annotation, biological process: N-glycan processing; oligosaccharide metabolic process. Bases 25 to 1095 code for a protein of 356 amino acids. The transcript is spliced from 5 exons. NCBI's taxonomy places the organism in Eukaryota, Metazoa, Chordata, Mammalia, Carnivora, Mustelidae. The record is from RefSeq and is a predicted model, not a curated record. Gene Ontology annotation, molecular function: alpha-N-acetylneuraminate alpha-2,8-sialyltransferase activity.